GGUAUGGUAAAGUUUGGAGCCCCCUCACGCCCCGCGGGAGUUUGCUCUGCGGUUUAAGUCACGGGGCGAGAGAAGGGAGGGGAGGGGGUGAAUCUGCAGGACUAUCACCACGCCUCGGCACGGUGGAUUCGUCAGCCAUAUUGACUGGCUCUUCUCCGCUCGCGGGAGGCAGGCAGGCAGGCGGAGGAGUUUCCUCCACGGCGGAGCUCGGUGUCUGCGUCCGGCAAACGGCGUAAAGUGCGGGAAGGUGGAAAGCGCUCUAUUUUUACCCCUCCGUGGAUAUAUUAAGAGCCGCUAGAGAGGGUGACAGCUGGACAGACAUCCUCGGAGCAGCCAAGGCGUUUAGAGGCGCCGGUGCCCCAGAGAGAAGCAGGAAGACGGAGGACGAUUUCUUUCUAUUUAAUCGGCAACUAGGAGAGAGACGAAAGAUGCCCAAACCGAUCAAUGUGCGCGUCACCACCAUGGACGCUGAGCUGGAGUUUGCCAUCCAGCCCAACACAACAGGCAAACAGCUCUUUGACCAGGUGGUGAAGACGGUGGGUUUGAGAGAGGUCUGGUUCUUCGGCCUGCAGUACACAGACAGCAAAGGCUAUGUGACGUGGCUCAAACUAAACAAAAAGGUGACCCAGCAGGACGUCAAGAAAGACAAUCCACUGCAGUUCAAGUUCAGAGCCAAGUUUUUCCCUGAAGACGUUUCAGAGGAGCUCAUCCAAGAGAUCACACAGAAACUCUUCUUCCUGCAGGUGAAAGAGGCCAUUCUGAACGAUGAGAACUACUGUCCUCCAGAGACGGCCGUGCUGCUCGCCUCCUACGCCGUCCAGGCCAAGUACGGAGAUUACAACAAAGACAUUCACAAGCCCGGCUACCUGGCGUCAGACCGGCUACUUCCACAGAGAGUUCUGGAGCAGCACAAGCUGACCAAGGAGCAGUGGGAGGACAGAAUACAGACGUGGCACGAGGAGCACAGAGGCAUGCUCAGGGAGGACGCCAUGAUGGAGUACCUAAAGAUCGCUCAGGACUUGGAGAUGUACGGAGUCAACUACUUUGAAAUCAAAAACAAGAAGGGCACGGAGCUGUGGUUGGGGGUCGACGCCUUGGGCCUGAAUAUUUACGAACACGAAGACAAGUUGUCACCAAAGAUCGGCUUCCCAUGGAGUGAAAUCAGAAACAUUUCCUUCAACGAUAAGAAGUUUGUCAUCAAGCCCAUAGACAAGAAAGCCCCAGACUUUGUGUUUUACGCCCCUCGGUUGCGGAUCAACAAGCGCAUUCUGGCGUUGUGUAUGGGCAACCACGAGUUGUACAUGAGGAGGAGGAAGCCCGAUACCAUCGAGGUGCAGCAGAUGAAGGCUCAGGCCAGGGAGGAGAAGCACCACAAACAGAUGGAGAGAGCUCAGCUGGAGAAUGAGAAGAAAAAGCGUGAGAUCGCAGAGAAGGAGAAAGAGCGAAUAGAGCGAGAGAAAAACGAACUGAUGGAGAAACUGAAGCAGAUCGAAGAGCAGACGCAAAGAGCUCAGAAAGAGCUGGAGGAGCAAACUCGCAGAGCUCUGGAGCUGGAGCAGGAGCGGAGGAGAGCCAAGGAGGAAGCCGAGCGCCUGGAGAGGGACCGGCAGGCAGCAGAGGAGGCCAAGGCAGCGCUGGCCCAGCAGGCCGCUGACCAGAUGAAGACCCAGGAACAGCUGGCUGCUGAGUUAGCAGAGUUCACCGCCAAAAUUGCUCUGCUAGAAGAGGCAAAAAGGAAAAAAGAAGAUGAAGCUACAGAAUGGCAACACAAAGCUCUUUCUGCACAAGAGGACCUGGAAAAGACGAGGGAGGAGCUGAAGACUGCGAUGACGUCCCCACCGGCGCCCGAACACGACGAACAGGAUGAAACAGCCGACGCGGGCAGCGCCGAGCUCCCGAGCGACGGCGUCACCAACCACCGCAGUGAAGAGGAGCGCAUUACUGAAGCCCAGAAGAACGAGCGCGUGAAGAAGCAGCUGCAGGCUCUGAGCUCGGAGCUGGCUGAAGCCCGAGACGACACCAAGAAGACUCAGAACGACAUGCUGCACGCUGAGAACGUCAGAGCAGGCAGAGACAAGUACAAAACGCUGCGCCAGAUCCGCCAAGGCAACACCAAGCAGCGAAUCGACGAGUUUGAGUCCAUGUAAGCCCAAAACGACGGCGGACACUAAAAUAAAGAGACAGUUGUCUCGUUGCCAUGUCAACGCCUCCCUUUUCUUUGUAAAAGCCUAAAACCUGCUGCCAUUCCUGGACCUUUCUCCCCACGACAAAAAUCAACCGGCUUCGCCAAAGCUCUUUCUGGCAGCAGUCGAUGCGUCGCGCUGCGUCCUGUUUUCGUUUUUUAGAGCUCUCUCUUCCCAACGAAGCUGCUUUCACAAUCAGGCUUGGAAAACGACAACGCAUCCCUCCUUCAAACAACUUUAAAUCUUGCAUGAAUGAUUAUGAAAGAAUAACACAAACUUUCUUUGAACUUGAAAAUGGACAGGAAUCUUGUGCUUUAACGACAAAAUAAAUGGCCAUCAGUAGCUGUAGCUCGUUGAUAAUGGCAGCAGGCUUUAAUUAAUGUCAUUUUAUUUCUGUUAUGAGCUGAAAAAUUAGUUGUUUUUUAUGCCUUAUCUGCCUAAUUUCUUUUGAAUAGUAUUAUAAAUUUUGUUUUGGGACAGUUCAUGUUUCAUCCAUUUUUGUCUUGAAGAAGUUUGCAAAUGCUCUCUCUGUACACGCAAACAGAUAUGCAAGCCAGAUCUGCUUACCUUACUUUCAGUUUCAUCUCUGUCCUUUUUUUUUCAGAUAAAUAUUUUCCCCUUAAUAAAGAAUGAUUUAUAUUUCCAAUGAAGAAGCCAGAGUAUGUUGUUUAAUCUCGACAGAAGUGAAAGCCAGUAGAACUGGUUGUUUAGACGAACCUUUUGGAUGUUCAGUGUUUAAACACAGCUCAGAUAGUCUGUAUCGCUCCUUAAAUAGCAAUUUGUGUUUGUGUUUUCUGCUAAUAAAUUAUCUUUUCAUUUUCUUUGGUCAGCAUCAAUACUAUCUAUUUUUUUAAUAAAAUGGGAAGUCAUGAAAAGAGA
This is a messenger RNA of Oryzias melastigma (Indian medaka), 3062 nucleotides long. Its product is annotated as radixin. The transcript has 15 exons. Gene Ontology annotation, cellular component: filopodium; cytoskeleton; apical part of cell. Gene Ontology annotation, molecular function: cell adhesion molecule binding; actin binding. Lineage: Eukaryota; Metazoa; Chordata; Actinopteri; Beloniformes; Adrianichthyidae. Bases 429 to 2147 code for a protein of 572 amino acids. The record is from RefSeq and is a predicted model, not a curated record. Gene Ontology annotation, biological process: regulation of cell shape; regulation of organelle assembly; positive regulation of protein localization to early endosome.